GCGACGUGCGUGUUCUUUAGGAACUUCCAUCUCUGGUCUUGCCAAGACGAUUUCGUCUGGCCACUUCCCACCACCAUAUUCAGCCAGUGAAAAUGCGUCUAACUGGAUUAUCCUCUAUCAUCCUCCUGGCAGCCGGUGCUGUCCAGGCUGCGUCGUCGUGGAGCUUUGACGAUGGCAGUGUCUCCGUCAGCAGCAAGAAGGCCGCUGGUGAGGCUACCAGAGAGAAAUUCGGCCCUAAAUCCCCUCUCAAAUCCCCCCUCACCCUCAACGCUCAGGAUACCCUCACAGUCAGCUUGACGGCCAAGGACAGCGGCAAGGCGAAGCGGCCUCACCAGGCCUUUCUGCUAUUGAAGGACGAGAGCGGACUGGAGGCUCCCUUCCCAUUGAGUGUUAAAGACAGCGGCAAGGCGAAAGUCCAGAUUACGCAGAAAGACAUUCCCGUGCAGUUCCUCACGUCACCCGACCCUGUCCACGCAACCGUUGUCAUUGGAUCCUUUGGCUCGGCACAGGGUGUCAUUGCCGAUGCAUUCGACGUCGACAUCAAGCAGGACUCCAACGCACCCGCGCCCGUCAUUCCCUCCUCUCUGCGCUAUGGCAAGAAGCCUCAGAUCCAUCACAUCUUUCGCGAGGAAACAAAGUACCCUUACAAGAUCUUCUCAAUCUUCUUCGUGCUAGUCAUCGCCGCUACACUGCCAGCCCUCCUCGUUGGUUGGUUCGGUUUCCUCGGCGCGAACCUCGGCAGCCUUCCCAAGGCUCUUGGCGCGGCCCCGCUGUCCCAUGCGACCUUUUUCGGCUCGGUCCUCGCGAUCGAGUUUGUGUACUUCCUUUACCACCGCGGCAUGCCUCUCGGCCACAUCCUUCUCCCAGUGGCUGUGCUGGGCACGACUACUGUCUUGAGUGGGAUGAAGGCACUGGGUGAGGUUCAGAGCCGACGACUAGCUGGCCAGCGAUAAACAGAUGGUCCCGAGGUACAGCAGGACUUGCUCGUACGUGGUCUGGUGGUGGUGAGGGGUGGAAUGGCCGCAGGCAAAGGGCCUGAAAAAUGCGCGCGUACAAAACAUCACAAUGCAUGGCGACAAAGGUUUCAGAGACUGGACUUGGAGAAAAGGCAAGCAGCGGACUCGCGGCCUACAAGACCUGGGCAGCCUGGUGCGAGUUUGAACGCCCUUGGGCCUUCCUUAAUGGAAUUAUAAAUGAAGCCCGCUGUCUGAUCGUCGUCUCUACGAGAGCCCACUAUGCCUAAAAGACCAGCGCCGGAGAUAAAUUGUGUAUACGGUACAAAUCCAGUAGAGUACAGAUCAGGGGAGGACCAGGCGCGCCUCAUUCAAGCCAUUCAUCUCGUCUCUGUCAGUCCCUUUCGCCUCUGUCAAUAUCUCCACAGACGGUCUUGGCUGGUUCGGGUGCUGGCUGACAGUCUCGUAACUUGGCGGCGGUGCCUGGCGCUGGACCUUGUGAAUACGGCUUUCCCCGAAGGCAGCUCGGGCUGCAGGAUAGUCAUCCUCCCAGUGCUCACCCCGGGGAUCGGGCAGAGCCCGGGAGGCCGACGAGCCCUCGUCAUAGUCGCCAGGGCUGUAGCUGCGUUGCCUGGUGCCAUGGAUGGUCGCAGAAGGGACAGUGAUGGGCUGUCUGUAGCCAUAGCCGUGCUUCGCAGCCCGGUGGAAGUCCCUCAUGGCGCGCCGCUCGUACCUCCACUCCCGCCUCGCGUCGUGGUGGGACAGGACGGGCACCGCCGCAACCACUGGGGCCACAAUGCGGACGUCACGGCUAUGAGUGGAACCUCCUGAGCAGAGGAUGCCGUCGCGGCAGCUGCAACGGGCAUGUCGUGGUGGCAGGGAGACGCCAACGGGGACAGGAUGGGCCGCGGGCUUGUGGCUGUGUUUGUACCUGUCGCCCUCGAUAAGGCGUGUGAUAGUGCCGAUAAAGAGCAUUUUGAGUUGUCGCCUCGCGUGGGUUCUUAUUCAAGCAGACAGGAUAUAUCAAGUCUUGUGUUCAGGUGUUGGAAGUCUUGGUGGUUCGUGUAAGACGGGAUUGAUGGCGAGAGGCCACAAGACAUGACAGAGGCGACGAGCGACAUUAUUUAUAUUGUCCUCGCUCUUCUAUCCAUUCCACAAAACAAACUCUAUCACGCCUUGCCGC
Messenger RNA from Diaporthe batatas, 2136 nucleotides. RefSeq lists its product as uncharacterized. NCBI's taxonomy places the organism in Eukaryota, Fungi, Ascomycota, Sordariomycetes, Diaporthales, Diaporthaceae. Gene Ontology annotation, cellular component: membrane; oligosaccharyltransferase complex. The record is from RefSeq and is a predicted model, not a curated record. Bases 93 to 953 code for a protein of 286 amino acids. Gene Ontology annotation, biological process: protein N-linked glycosylation. The transcript has 4 exons.